This is a messenger RNA of Sciurus carolinensis (gray squirrel), 3627 nucleotides long. RefSeq names its product polo like kinase 4 (gene Plk4). Gene Ontology annotation, biological process: protein phosphorylation. Lineage: Eukaryota; Metazoa; Chordata; Mammalia; Rodentia; Sciuridae. Gene Ontology annotation, molecular function: ATP binding; protein kinase activity; protein binding. The record is from RefSeq and is a predicted model, not a curated record. The transcript has 16 exons. The coding region runs from base 326 to 3175 and encodes 949 amino acids.
GAGAGCCUGCCGCGCACGCGCGGAGGAAGGCCUGCCGCGCAUGCGCGCCAGCCAGCCUCUCCGAAGCGACGUCUUCUGACGUCACCGCCAGUCUUGCCUGGACGGCAACCGGCGGGAGUUUUUCAAAAUGGGAGUGCAGAGGCACCGCCCAAGCCUCGGGAGGUGUCAAGGAAUCCCUUCGGUGGCUUUAGCAUCGUCGCCGGGAGCGGCGGCCUAGAAGGCAGAGCCUGAUGGGCACCUCGACCGGCUGGCUGCCUGGAGCUCCACCUCGAAGGGACUGCGAGAAGGGGGCUGACCCGGGGAGCGCCGGCCCGGGCCGCAGAAUAUGGCGACCUGCAUCGGCGACAAGAUCGAGGAUUUUAAAGUCGGAAAUCUGCUCGGUAAAGGAUCAUUUGCUGGUGUCUACAGAGCUGAGUCCAUUCACACUGGUUUGGAAGUUGCAAUCAAAAUGAUAGAUAAAAAAGCCAUGUACAAAGCUGGAAUGGUACAGCGAGUCCAGAAUGAGGUGAAAAUACAUUGUCAAUUGAAACAUCCCUCAAUCUUGGAGCUAUAUAACUAUUUUGAAGAUAACAAUUAUGUGUACCUGGUAUUAGAAAUGUGUCAUAAUGGUGAAAUGAACAGAUACCUAAAGAACAGAAUGAAACCUUUCUCAGAAAAUGAAGCUCGACACUUCAUGCACCAGAUCAUCACAGGAAUGUUGUAUCUGCAUUCUCAUGGCAUAUUACACCGGGACCUCACACUUUCUAACCUCUUACUUACUCGUAAUAUGAACAUCAAGAUUGCUGAUUUUGGGCUGGCAACUCAAUUGAAAAUGCCACAUGAAAAGCACUAUACAUUAUGUGGAACUCCUAAUUACAUUUCACCAGAAAUUGCAACUCGAAGUGCACACGGGCUUGAAUCUGAUGUUUGGUCCUUGGGCUGCAUGUUUUAUACAUUACUUAUUGGAAGACCACCUUUUGAUACUGACACAGUCAAGAACACAUUAAAUAAAGUCGUACUAGCAGAUUAUGAAAUGCCAACUUUUUUGUCAAGAGAGGCCAAGGAUCUUAUUCACCAGUUACUUCGUAGAAAUCCAGCAGAUCGUUUAAGUCUGUCUUCAGUACUGGACCAUCCUUUUAUGUCCCGAAAUUCUUCAACAAAAAGUAGAGAUUUAGGAACUGUAGAAGACUCGAUUGAUAGUGGACAUGCCACAAUUUCUACUGCAAUUACAGCUUCUUCCAGUACCAGUAUAAGUGGUAGUUUACUUGACAGAAGACGCCUCUUGAUUGGUCAACCCCUUCCAAAUAAAAUGACUGUAUUUCCAAAGCAUAAAAAUGCAAGUGACUUUUCUUCAGGAGAUGGAAGCAGUUUUUGUACUCAAUGGGGAAAUCAAGCACAUGAAGCCAGUAACAGUGGAAGAGGAAGAGGGAUUCAAGAUGCAGAAGAAAGGCCACAUUCUCGAUACCUCCGUAGAGCCCAUUCCUCUGAUAGAUCUGGCACUUCUAAUAGUCAGUCUCGAGCAAAAACUUAUACAAUGGAACGAUGUCACUCAGCAGAAACACUUUCAAAGUCCAAAAGAUCAGGAGGAGAAGAAAAUGAAGACCGAUAUUCACCUACAAACAGCAAUGUCAAUAUUUUUCAUUUCUUUAAAGAAAAGACAUCUCAUAGUUCUGGAUCUUUUGAAAGACCUGAUAACAACCAAGCACUUUCAGAUCAUCUUUGUCCAGGAAAAAGUCCUUUUCCGUUUCCAGACCAGACACCUCAAACUGAAAUGGUACAACAGUGGUUUGGAAAUCUGCAAAUGAAUGUUUUGCAGAAGGACCUGUCAAGAAAUGCUUGGAGCGAUAUGAGAGCCAGAAAGAACUCUGAUGGUCUGGAUGAUGCCUCUGCCGUCAAUCAGCUGGGUACCGUGAAGUACAUGACUGGACCGCACAGCGACCCUGAGAGGAUGCAGCAAGAACCUGGUUUCGGCUUAGAUCCUCUUUCCGAACAAAGCAAGACCAGGGGUGUGGAGUCAACACUGGGAUGUCAGAAACACACGUUACGAAGCAUUACGUCUCCUUUGACCGCUCACAGGCUAAAACCAAUCAGACAGAAAACCAAAAAGGCUGUGGUGAGCAUACUUGAUUCAGAGGAGGUGUGUGUGGAGCUUCUAAAGGAAUAUACAUCUCAAGAAUAUGUGAAAGAAGUUCUUCAAAUAUCUAGUGAUGGGAAUAUGAUCACUAUAUAUUAUCCAAAUGAUGGAAGAGGCUUUCCUCUUGCUGAUAAACCACCCUCACCUAUUGGCAACAUCAGUAGGUACAGCUUUGACAGUUUACCAGAAAAAUACUGGCGAAAAUAUCAGUAUGCUUCCAGAUUUGUACAGCUUGUAAGAUCUAAAUCUCCCAAAAUCACUUAUUUUACAAGAUAUGCUAAAUGUAUUUUGAUGGAGAAUUCUCCUGGUGCUGAUUUUGAGGUUUGGUUUUAUGAUGGAGCAAAAAUACACAAAACAGAAGAUUUCAUUCAAGUAAUUGAAAAGACUGGGAAAUCUUACACAUUAAAGGAUGAAAGUGAAGUUCAUAGCUUAAAAGAGGAAAUAAAAAUAUACAUGGACCAUGCUAAUGAGGGUCAUCGUAUUUGUUUAGCACUGGAAUCUGUAAUUUCAGAAGAAGAAAAGAAAAGUAGGAGUGCUCCCUUUUUCCCAAUAAUUGUAGGAAGAAAACCUGGUAAUACUGGUUCACCUAAGGCACUAUCACCACCUCCUUGUGUGGAUCCAAACUGCUCAAUAAGAGAUGCACCAUCUUUGGGCAGAUUGAUCACGAAUAGUGCUACUACUCCACCACAGGCACCCAUGCUUAGUCCUUCUGUAGUCAGAGCUGAAGGGCUUGGCCACACCACUACAGCUUCAGCAACAAACAUCUCUUCUCAUAAUUUAAAAGAUUGUCUUCCUACAUCAGCACAACUUUUGAAAUCUGUUUUUGUGAAAAAUGUUGGUUGGGCUACACAGUUAACUAGUGGAGCUGUGUGGGUUCAGUUUAAUGAUGGGUCACAGCUGGUCGUCCAGGCAGGAGUAUCUUCCAUCAGUUAUACGUCACCAAGUGGUCAGACAACUAGGUAUGGAGAAAAUGAAAAAUUACCUGAGUACAUCAGACAGAAAUUACAGUGUCUUUCUUCCAUCCUGUUGAUGUUUUCUGAUGCAACUCCUGGUUUUCAUUGAUUGAAACUCCUUUCAGAAAUCUGCAUUUAAUAAAUAACUUUUUGGUUGGCUUUCAAGUGACUUUUUUUAUUUAAUAUAACUUCUUCAGAAAGCCUUUCUAUUAAAGAGAAUUUUAAUCCAUACAAGUAAAGGAUGUGUGCUGAGAGAACAAAGAAAGUCGAAUGAAAUUUGAGUCACCAAAAGUAGUUGGUCACAGAGUAUUGUAGGAUGCCUAACUUUGCUGUGAAAACAUACCUUCAAGCUUACUGAGUGUAUUUGUAUUGAAUGUUUUUUUAAAAGCAAAAAUAUAAAUGGUGUGUGGUGUAUUUGUGCUUUUAUUGUUUCCCUACUUCUCAGACAUGUUGAGAAUCAUGGACAAAAUAUGCUGUAGUUUUGGAAUUUUCAAAUAUGUAAAUAGUAUGUAUUUAUGUUGUGAGUAACAUAUGUAAACAUGUAUAUUUGUUUUAUAUUUA